UUUCCUCGAUGGCAUCUGAUGAAUUCUUCACCGGUUAACAGUAACAGGUCUGCCAACCAUCUCACCUUUCAUGUCACCGGGACGUCUCCAUGGCGAUGUUUAGCAGCACAGAGAGGCUCUGGAAUGAAUCAGAGCGCCUCGAAUGGGACUCGGAGAGGAAUGACAGCUCAGAGGUGCCAUGGCAGGAUGAGCGUAACUACUACGCCAUGUUCUACUCCCUGCUCAUCCUAGCCAUCGUGUUUGGAAACGUGCUGGUGUGUCUGGCUGUGCUGAGGGAGCGUUCCCUCCAGACGACCACCAAUUACCUGGUGGUGAGCCUGGCUGUGGCCGACCUGCUGGUGGCCUCGUUGGUGAUGCCCUGGGCCGUUUACCUGGAGGUGGUCGGCGGUGCCUGGCUUUUCAGCCGGCUCUACUGUAACAUCUUUGUCACGCUAGAUGUGAUGAUGUGCACCGCCAGUAUCCUCAACCUGUGUGCUAUCAGCAUUGACAGGUACACAGCAGUAGUGAUGCCUGUCUUGUACAACACCACCCAUCGCUCCAGGAAAAGAGUUUUUUUGAUGAUUGCCACCGUGUGGAUCCUGGCUUUCACCGUCUCCUGUCCACUGCUGUUUGGUUUCAACACCACAGAUGACCCCAUGGUGUGCUCCAUCUCCAACCCGGACUUUGUGAUCUACUCCUCGGUGGUGUCCUUCUAUCUGCCGUUUGUGGUCACUCUGCUGGUCUACAUCCGCAUCUACAUCUUCCUCAGGAUGAGACGGAAGAGGAUCACUUUUGGCCAGACCAGCGGGAAGGUGCAGCCAGGCUCAACUCCGCCAUCAGUGGAAACCUGUCUACACGAGGAUACUCCCAAGGCGAAACAGGACCUGUCACCUAUAAGAAUCAAAGUGCAGAGUGUAGAGCAUUCAGAUGCCUCCAAGCCCAACCUAUUGUCAGGAUGCCUGUGGCACAAACGCCCAAAGACAGGACCUGUGGAGGACUCUGUGCUGCGGCAGGUGGACAUGCAGAACUGCUGCAGCAUGAGCCAUGCCUCCUGUGGCCGCACAGAGCUGGAUCUGGAGCAGGAGCGAGGCGAGGAGGAGGCGAAAGAGAGCAAUCAGGCUGAACGUCCACCUGUCAGGAUGAGCUGCGAGGUGAAGGACCUGUCCAAUGGACGGACACACACGUCACUGCGGUCGAUGGCUCAUUCUCAUUUAAGUAAUCCACGAUUCAGGAGCAUGCAUGCGCGGGAGAAAAAGGCCACUCAGAUGCUGGCCAUUGUUCUGGGGGUGUUUCUCAUCUGCUGGCUGCCUUUCUUUGUGACUCACAUUCUGAACACCCACUGCAGGACAUGCUACGUCCCUCCUGGGCUUUACAGUGCUUUCACCUGGCUGGGUUAUGUCAACAGUGCCCUCAACCCUAUUAUCUACACUACCUUCAACAUCGAGUUCAGACGGGCCUUCAUCAAGAUCCUCAGCUGCUGA
Messenger RNA from Plectropomus leopardus (leopard coralgrouper), 1460 nucleotides. It is a transcript of the gene drd3, whose product is annotated as dopamine receptor D3. Gene Ontology annotation, cellular component: plasma membrane. The record is from RefSeq and is a predicted model, not a curated record. Lineage: Eukaryota; Metazoa; Chordata; Actinopteri; Perciformes; Serranidae. Gene Ontology annotation, molecular function: dopamine neurotransmitter receptor activity, coupled via Gi/Go; G protein-coupled receptor activity. Gene Ontology annotation, biological process: regulation of potassium ion transport; phospholipase C-activating dopamine receptor signaling pathway; negative regulation of cytosolic calcium ion concentration.